AUGGCUACUGAGGUCGAACACCAGAUGGCUCUCGCCCCCAACGCCUCGACCCCCGGUUCUUCCACUCCUCUGGACACCUCUCCCACGUCCGCCGGCAAGAUGAACCAAACUCCUUCCCCCUCGGCCUCCACCCACAACGGCCAGGCCCCGUCAUCGCAAUCUAGGCGCCCGCCUCGCAAGAGCACCCUGACCCAGCAGCAAAAGAACCAAAAGAGACAACGCGCCACUCAGGACCAGCUGACGACUCUGGAGAUGGAAUUCAACAAGAACCCGACCCCUACUGCCACCGUUCGUGAGCGGAUAGCGGAAGAAAUCAACAUGACCGAAAGGUCCGUCCAGAUUUGGUUCCAGAACAGACGCGCCAAGAUUAAGCUUUUGGCGAAGAAAAGUCUUGAGACCGGAGAAGACAUUGAUUCCAUCCCCGAAUCCAUGCGAGCCUACCUCGCUAUGCAGGCAAUGGAGUCUGGCAAGGGUCUGGGCGGCCCCUUCCUCGGCCGAACCGGGCUUCUCCCAUAUGGCCACAGCAACAUGCUCAUCGGUGGUGAUCAGAGCGGCCAGGGCAAAGUUUUGAUUCAUCACCUCACCUGCCGCUCUCUGAGCAUCGGCAAGUGGACUCGCGUCGGACAGAACACGAUGGACCUCAUCAUCUUUUACUCCCCCGACAAGUGUACCAUGACAUACUACAUCAACAACGAACAAGCGGGCUACAAGAUUGAGUAUCCAUUUGCCUACAUCAAGAACAUUUUCCUCGAGAACCAGGAAGGUGACCCUAACAAGCCCGGCGGCAUCGUCAUCGAGCUGAACCGCCCUCCCAACUUCUUCAUGGACUCGUCCCCUCAGGCGAACGGGUUUUUCCAGUGCGGCGACUUCACCGAGGACCAACAGGCUUCUCAGUGCCUCGUCCAUCACCUCGGCGGAAACCCCAAGGUCCUCAGCGGCCAGCUGGCCAAGCUCGUGUCCCUUGAGGCCUUCAUGAACCGCAACAACCCUCACCCCUUCAUCGACCAGCAGCACGCCCUUUCUGUUUCGGCGCCCGUGUCGCCCACUGGACGUCCUUCGUCCCAGCCCAAUUUCGCUCAGCCGCACAUCGGCAUGUUCCAGGAGUCUUGGGGCAUCAACAGCAUGCACCCUGGCAUGCGUGGUCCCGGUCACAAGCGCCAGCGAAGUCGCUCCGUGCCCAUGGCCGUCGACUUCUCCAUGCUGCAGACACCCAUGCCCUCCUUCUACAUCCAGCAGCCGGGCGAGAUGGCUGCUCCCCAGACCCCCGGCCCCAACAUCUACGCUCCGAUUCCCCAGCAGCCGGGUGGUCUUGGCCCAAACUUGAGAAUCGACACGCAGGCUGGAUUCGGCUUGGACAUGAGACAGUACCCCAUGUCGGCAACAACCGCUUCACCCUCUGAGUUCCCGACGAGCCCCAACUUCUUUUCCCAGGGACCAGAGCCGAGCCCACUGCCGGCGUCAAGCUACAACACGCCGUAUGGCAGCGCUUUCCUCUCUCCGAUGGCGAACCCUUCACCAAACAUGAUCCCGCCAUCCGUGUCUCCUCUUUCAUUUGGAAGCCACCACGGGGAGCCGUCCAUCGUUGAGCAGUCGCCUCCGUUCUCCAUGCCUGGCAGAUCAGCCUCGGCCGACAUUUACCACCAAGGCGACAAUGGAUCGUGCGCCGUAUCCGACGAUGGCACUGGCCUGAACGAAAUGUACUCGAAGCACACCAUCAACCUGCCGAUGCACCCCCACUCACCAGCAUAUGGCGACCAGGGCCAGAACGACCUCGACAUGAACCAAUUGGUUCAGUUUGACCAUGUCGACCCCAACUCAAUGUCCCCCGAGUCGAUGCACCAGACGCCUCACUGA
Colletotrichum higginsianum IMI 349063 is the source of this 1854-nucleotide messenger RNA. Its product is annotated as Homeobox domain-containing protein. Lineage: Eukaryota; Fungi; Ascomycota; Sordariomycetes; Glomerellales; Glomerellaceae. The record is from RefSeq and is a predicted model, not a curated record. The transcript is spliced from 3 exons. The coding region runs from base 1 to 1854 and encodes 617 amino acids. Gene Ontology annotation, biological process: cell differentiation; regulation of transcription by RNA polymerase II. Gene Ontology annotation, molecular function: DNA-binding transcription factor activity, RNA polymerase II-specific; RNA polymerase II cis-regulatory region sequence-specific DNA binding.